Scylla paramamosain (green mud crab) is the source of this 2289-nucleotide messenger RNA. Its product is annotated as putative GPI-anchor transamidase. Gene Ontology annotation, cellular component: GPI-anchor transamidase complex. Bases 291 to 1328 code for a protein of 345 amino acids. Lineage: Eukaryota; Metazoa; Arthropoda; Malacostraca; Decapoda; Portunidae. Gene Ontology annotation, molecular function: GPI-anchor transamidase activity. The record is from RefSeq and is a predicted model, not a curated record. Gene Ontology annotation, biological process: attachment of GPI anchor to protein; proteolysis. The transcript is spliced from 9 exons.
CAAGUUGCUGUCAGGCAAGGAUAUGGUUCUGUGUACAGUUUUCAAAAUAGUAGGUCUACCUGGAGACACACGUCAGUCUGGAAAGGCUGCAUAAACUGCACACCUUCUCUAUCCUACACCGCAAGAAUAGAGAAAUAGUGGAAGUGGAGCAAGCCGAUAAGUGUAGGAAUAAGCAGUGGAAAGGCUGCAUAAACUGCACACCUUCUCUAUCCUACACCACAAGAAUAGAGAAAUAGUGGAAGUGGAGCAAGCCGAUAAGUGUGGGAAUAAGCAGUGAACCAUCAAGAAUCAUGCAGAUGGUGUGGACAUUGACUGCCUUGUGCCUCGCCUCUAGUUUGGCACACGGGGAUCAAGGUGUCUCUGAGACCUCGGAGAAAACGCACACCAACAACUGGGCUGUGCUGGUGGACACCUCCCGCUUUUGGUUCAAUUAUCGUCAUGUUGCAAAUGUGCUAUCCAUGUACCGCUCGGUCAAGAGACUUGGUAUUCCAGAUAGUCAGAUAAUCUUGAUGGUGGCUGAUGACAUGGCGUGCAAUCCCCGCAAUCCUCGGCCAGCUACAGUGUUCAACAAUGCUCACCAGCACAUCAAUGUCUAUGGUGAGGAUGUAGAGGUGGACUACCGUGGUUAUGAGGUAACUGUUGAAAACUUUGUGAGGCUGUUGACAGGCCGGCUGGCUCCCAGCACUCCAAGGUCCAAGCGGCUGCUGACAGAUGACGGUUCCAACAUUCUGAUCUACAUGACUGGUCACGGUGGAGAUGGCUUCCUCAAAUUUCAGGAUUCAGAAGAAAUCACAAACGUCGAAUUGGCUGAUGCUUUUGAACAGAUGUGGCAGAAGAAAAGGUACAAUGAAAUUCUCUUCAUCAUUGACACCUGCCAGGCAGCCUCCAUGUAUGAGCACUUCUACUCUCCCAACAUCCUGGCCAUUGCAUCCAGUCUGGUGGGGGAAGACUCACUCUCGCAUCAUGUUGAUCCAGCCAUCGGAGUUUACAUCAUUGACCGCUUCACCUACUAUGCUCUGGAGUUCUUAGAGAGAGUCACCCCAGACAGCAAGAAGACACUUGCCCAGUUUCUUCAAGUGUGUCCCAAACGAGUGUGCAUAUCCACAGUAGGGGUUCGGUUGGACCUCUACAAGAGGGACCCCAGUCGUGUUUUGGUGACAGAGUUUUUUGGGUCAGUGCGUAAUGUAGAGCUGACCACCCGGGUUCUGGACUUGCCCAAGUGUGGUGGAUCACGGCAGGUAGCAGUCAAUAAAUCAGUUAAUACAAGAAGCAGCAAAGCCACAAAGCCUCUUCAUUAUGCUAGUCAGCUUCCUCUUCACCAUUCCUGAAUUAUGGGGAAAAAACUUCAGUGACUGUCUUGAAAGUGAAGUGUUUUCAGGUUUGAUGAGGUGUGAAAUUUGUUCUACCAUGAGAUUGUGGAAAUGCGGGUGGAAACGAUACACUGAGCCAUCCACUGCCACAGUUACACUUUCUUCAUUUAUGCGGUUAAGGAGCACAGCAACACCUGCAGCAGCCAAGCUUGCUGCCCGCCUGGAGACACAUUCACAGACGUGGCGGACAUUGGCACAAUCGGCAUCAGUGGCAUCAUUGAAUCCUAACUCUUCCAAGAUGGCACGGCAGUUGUUGAAGUCAUCAGGUUUGUCACUGAGGAAACAGGAAAGUUUUUAAAAUAAGGAAUUUGCAAAAGUAUUGCAAAUAAAUGUCAAAUCUUGUAAGUUACACACAUCCUGUUAAAUAAAGAAUAUUCAGUUUUUAUAUUGUAUGCAGUGGCAAAAAUUCUGAUGAUAGAAAAUGGAGGCAUGUCAAUAAAGACUAAAAGUGGUGAAUAAGAGGAAAUCUUGUGUAGUGAAGAGGAAUGGAAUGUGUAAGGAUGAACUGUAUGGAUAAGAGCAAGUGAAAAGUUUUUUCUACCUGGAAAUCUGUAAAGAAUAUACAUUUGUCCAUAUGUAUAUAUAGAAUAAAUAUGUGAUAAAGGCAGAGAAGAUUUAUGUGCUAUGUAAAAUACAUUUCAUAUUGUCAUUUGAGGCAAAAAAAGACAAAGAUCAAUAUGUUAAUAAAAUAGUGAUGCAAAUUACCAAAGUCACAUGUAAUCAAGUCCUCUGCAUUCUACAUUUCAAGAGAUGAAAUCUUAUGGCAUAUAAAAAGAAAAAAAUGGACUUGUUUUAAUAUGGUUUUAGACUGUACAUUUUCCAAGUGAUCUAGAAUGUCUAUGCAUUUAUACUUUUAGUGUAUUACUAAAAAUAUGAUUAAGUAGUCAGUCAAUUAAAUAAACUGAGUAUGACUUCAAAA